Hevea brasiliensis (rubber tree) is the source of this 1635-nucleotide messenger RNA. Its product is annotated as F-box/LRR-repeat protein At3g59190-like. The record is from RefSeq and is a predicted model, not a curated record. The coding region runs from base 1 to 1635 and encodes 544 amino acids. NCBI's taxonomy places the organism in Eukaryota, Viridiplantae, Streptophyta, Magnoliopsida, Malpighiales, Euphorbiaceae. The transcript has 3 exons. Gene Ontology annotation, molecular function: protein binding.
AUGGAGGAAAAUACUGCAACUCCCAACAAGAAGCAAAAACGAACCAAAUACGAUGGCACGAUGAACACAAUGCACACCGCUGAUCCUUUAUCUCUAUUGCCCGAAGACCUUGUGCAACAUAUCUUAUUCUUUCUACCACCAAGAGAUGUGGCUCGUACCUCUAUUUUAUCCAAGUCAUGGCAGAUAUUCUGGAAUUCUCUCCCAACACAAAAUUUCACAUUGAGCUACUACCACGACGAUAGAAGGGAAGAUUCUGAAGCUACUAGCAAGUUCAUCAAAUUCGUUGAUGAUUCGUUGCAAAAACUCCGGGGCCAGAUAGCAAAAAUCAAAUCAUUCUGCUUAUUUAUAUCCAAUUAUCAACAAAAUUUGUGCUCUUGCAUGGAUGAUUGGAUCGGAUUAGUAACCAAGAACUGCAUUGAAGAGCUAGAUAUUUGCAUUUUCGUUAUCUCUGCAGAAGGGGUCAAAAGGUCCGUUUUGCCUCAGGCCACUUUUCUGGCAAAAUCGUUGUCUGUAUUAAGGUUACAAGGUUUUACUUUGGAGGACAGCUUGUUGAGAGGUGAUAUGAUGCUGCCUUGCCUGAAAAUUCUGUCUCUAUCCCACGUUCAUCUUAGUGAGUUGAUGACAGAAAAGCUACUGUCUUCUUGCCCUUCACUUGAGGAAUUUUCUCUCUUAACAUCAAGAGUGGUGAAUCUUUAUGUUCCAAACCUUCCCAAGCUCAAGAAGGUAGAAGCAGAUGUCUUUAAUAAAAUUCAGAUUGAAGCACUGAAUCUUCAAAUUCUUGAUUGUACAUGCAUUCUAUCUGAAUUAGAGCUGAAUAAACUUCAUUGUAAUAAUCUUAAGGAGUUAAGAUUAUCUUCCCCCAUUACCAACCGAUGGAUUCAGGAACUUUUUGAUAAAUUCCACUUUCUUGAGACCUUGCACUUGAAAUCUUUGAAACGCUGCCAAUGGGCUUUUAUUUCAACCCAUAAGCUCAAGAGAUUAAGCGUGAAUUUGGACAUAUAUCAUCCAGAGGUACUUCAUAUUGAUGCUCCAAAUUUGAGGUCAUACACUUACCAAGGUGAUAUUGUCCCUUCUUCUUUUCAUAUGAAUACUUCAGGUCUACAAUUUGCCGAAAUAAAAAUGACUGCCACUAGUGACCUUGACAUCUCGUGGUUUCUCAAGUUGAAUAAGUAUCUUGGAAUGUUCCACAAACAUGAUGUUUUGGCUCUGGUUAUUCACUCUGAUGUGAUUACAUUCAAUCCAGAGGAGUGGACAGACAUAUAUACACCUCAGCCUUGCAAUCUUGAUCGUAUAAAGAUUAUUCAUAUUUCAUCAACAAUUUUCAGCAACUAUUCAGCUCUUUUGGAUGGACUAUUAUGUUGUGCUCUUCCAAGAACUCUACAAGUCAAAUAUGGAUCCGGGUGCAACAAUAAGCUCAUCAAGUUCCUUUGUAGGACUUUCACCAACAAGGAAGAAAUUCAACAGUGUUCGUUUAAUUGCAAUUUCUUGUGUUGGCGGCAUAUCUUGAAAGAUGUUAAGAUCAAGACUCAGUCUUACAGUGGUACGGAGGCAGAAGUUGUUGAGCAGAAACGAGUAUUUGAGUCUCUGCAAAAUCUUGAAUAUGGGGAGCAAGUUAUCUUUGAAUUUACAUGGUGA